AUGCCUUUUGUAGACAAGUACGACACGCAGCCUCCUUUGGAGUUACUGCGUCAGUUAAUGGAUUACGGCAGCAUGUUUGAUAGAGCGCAUCUUGAAGACCGAAUGAACGUGGUGGAUGUACAGUACAUGGGGUGCAUGAACCCCACGGCGGGUUCAUUCAAUAUCAGUUCUCGUCUGCAGCGUCAUUUCUCCGUUUUAACUUGUUUUGAACCGGAAGCAGAAACCAUUGAGCGCAUCUACGGCAGCAUCUUGCAUCAUCAUUUGCUGGCUUUCGACGCUUCUGUUGCUGAACUUGGGGCAAACGUCGUUCAAGCUGCAAUUGAAGUCUUCUCGCAAAUCCAUGCAGACCCUGCCUUUCUACACUCCGCCAAGAAAUUCCACUACAACUUCAAUCUCCGUGAUCUCUCCAACAUCUUUCAAGGUGUGCUGAGGUCUUCAGCUUCCCUCUACAGAGAGACAACAGGAGGAAGGCUUAAACUGGUUCGGCUCUGGCUGCAUGAAUCCAACCGCGUUCUAAGGGACAGACUCAUAUGUGAAAGCGAUAUGACUGCCCUCGAUAAUAUCCUCAAAGCAGUCACAAAGAAACACUUCCAAGACGAAGACCAAGAACUCAUCCAUGCAACGCCCAACGUAAUGUGCUCCUUCUUGGCCGAAGCAUCCGGAAACGACGCAGUGUACAUACCGGCAGCAAGCAUGGAAUCCUUGCGUUCAGUGUUAGAAGAGAAGCUGGAGGAGUAUUGUCAGACUUUUACGCAGAUGAAUUUGGUUUUGUUUGAAGACGCCGUGCUGCACGUGACUCGAAUAUGCAGAGUCAUUGAUUUGCCUGGAGGCAAUGCUCUCCUUGUUGGUGUUGGAGGCAGCGGAAAGCAAAGCCUCAGCAGGCUUGCAUGCUUUAUAUCUAAACUCGACACCUUUCAAAUUGUUGUCAGCCAGCACUACGACGCUGCAGCGUUCAAACUGGAUAUGCAGGAGCUAAUGAACAAAGCCCUCGUAAAGCCAGGGACGCCGCAUGCACUGCUGCUGACAGACCAACAAAUAGUAGACGAAGAGCUCUUAGUCUACGUAAACGAUCUUCUUGCAUCAGGCAAUAUCCCUGAUCUAUUCACAAGAGAUGAAUACGAACAAAUAUUCGCAGCGCUCAGAAAGCAACUGCGCCCUGGAGCUGCAGCAAACACGCGAGAAGCCAUGAUGGAGGUGUUUACAGACAAAGUGCAAACCAAUGUCCACCUCAUCCUUUGUCAUUCUCCUGUUGGUGAACACCUCCGCGUAAGAGCUCGCAAAUUCCCCGGCCUUAUUUCAGGAACGACAAUCGAUGAAUUCCAUCCUUGGUCGAGAGAUGCACUCGUGCAAACCGGCACUGCCUUCCUCCAGGAUGUGGAGCUUCCUACUGAAGAUUUGCGGGUAUUGUUGGCUGAGCACAUGGCAAAUGUGCACUUGAGUAUAGACAGUGCAAACGAACGCUUUUUGCGAGAAGAGAGGCGGCACAACUACACCACUCCGAAAUCCUUCUUGGAAUUGAUUGCCUUCUACAAACAGUUUCUAGAGAGAAAGAGAAAAGAGGCAGACCUUUCAAUAGCACGGCUGCAGAAAGGUCUCACUACGCUGAAAGAAACAACAGCAGAAGUAGAAGGGCUCCGUGAAGACUUAAAAGAAAAAAUGGCCGUCGCCGAUGAGAAGAAAGCAGCAGCGGACGCGCUGGUUGAACAAGUGCUGAAGGCAUCUGCCAUUGCAGAUGAAGAGGCUGUCAUUGCAAAUACAGAAAAAGACAAAGCUAAUCAACUCAGUGAAGAGGCAGCUGCAAUCCAGCAAAAGGCAGACGAAGAACUCUCGGAGGCAAUGCCUGCUAUGGAGAGAGCCAGAGAGGCUGUUAAAUGCCUAACCAAGCCUGCUAUACAAGAGUUGAAGUCGCUUCCUAAGCCGCCUGCAGAAUGUUUAGAAGUCACAAAAGCUGUUCUUAUAAUGCGCGGAGAGACAAAAAACACCGAGUGGAAAGCAGCACAAAAAAUGAUGAGCGAUCCUGCAAAGUUCCUGGACCAGGUGCGAGCUUUUGAUGCGGAGAAUAUGACGGAGGAAACGGUGAACGCCAUAACUCCGAUAAUUUCGCAGCCUUUUUUCAACUUUGAAGUGAUGAAGGGAAAGUCUUUAGCUGCUGCUUUUCUUGCAAAUUGGGUCGUCAACAUCGUUACUUACAACACCAUCUACCGCAAGGUAAAACCACUAAUGGACAAAUUCGCAGAGGCAACGGAAUCCAAAAACAAAGCCGACUCCAAUCUCGCUCAAGUCCUAGAACGAGUUAGAGAAAUCAACGAGAAGGUAGCAAAGCUGCAGCAGAAGAUGCAAGAGGCUGACGAGGAGCGGCAGGGUGUGGUGGCUCAAGCGACAGAAUGCCAGUUGAAGUUGGACUUAGCAGAGAGGCUUGUAAAUGGACUAGCAGACGAAAACAAAAGAUGGAAUGAAUCAAUGAAUGAACUCGAAUCUUCAAAGCUAACAGUCAUCGGAGACUAUCUCCUCGCUGCAGCCUUCGUCUCCUAUGCAGGAGCUUUCUCAGCUCCUUUCCGCGUCGACCUCAUAGAGGGAGCAUGGAAGGCAGACUUGUUGAAACAGAACAUCCCCUUUACUUCAACUGUAACUCCCUUAGACGUUUUAGCAGACGAAGCGGAUAUCGCGCUGUGGAAAAA
Messenger RNA from Eimeria acervulina, 2678 nucleotides. RefSeq lists its product as hypothetical. The transcript is spliced from 9 exons. NCBI's taxonomy places the organism in Eukaryota, Apicomplexa, Conoidasida, Eucoccidiorida, Eimeriidae. The annotation marks the transcript as partial. Gene Ontology annotation, molecular function: dynein intermediate chain binding; minus-end-directed microtubule motor activity; dynein light intermediate chain binding. Gene Ontology annotation, biological process: microtubule-based movement. The record is from RefSeq and is a predicted model, not a curated record. Gene Ontology annotation, cellular component: dynein complex.